Meira miltonrushii is the source of this 1752-nucleotide messenger RNA. RefSeq lists its product as uncharacterized. Gene Ontology annotation, molecular function: ATP hydrolysis activity; ATP binding; ABC-type transporter activity. Bases 46 to 1704 code for a protein of 552 amino acids. Lineage: Eukaryota; Fungi; Basidiomycota; Exobasidiomycetes; Exobasidiales; Brachybasidiaceae. The transcript has 2 exons. Gene Ontology annotation, cellular component: membrane. The record is from RefSeq and is a predicted model, not a curated record.
CGUCGAAUUUUAAAUGGUUUAACAGGUUCAGUAAAAAGAGGUGAAAUGGUCGCAAUUCUUGGUGCAAGUGGAGCGGGAAAAACAACUUUACUCAACGCUCUUUCUGCACGUCUCGAAAGUGUGGGAAAAUUAAACGGUUCCGUACAUUACAAGGGAAAGCCAAGAGAUCCAGCAACUUGGAAGCGUGUGGUGGGAUACGUUGAACAGGAUGAUUUGCAAAUCGGAUGCUUAACCGUACGGGAAACAUUAUCCUAUGCUGCACGUUUACGGUUACCAGAUCGAUUGUUCACCCGAAAGGAAAAAGAAGAUCGUGUUGAUGAAACGAUCGGGAUGCUUCGAUUGGAAAAAUGUCAAAAUACACGAAUGGGCGGUCCAGGUCAAAGAGGUGUCUCGGGUGGAGAACGAAAAAGAACUUCGAUUGGAACAGAAUUGGUGAGCGACGUAAGUCUUCUUUUGCUCGAUGAACCUACUUCGGGUUUAGAUGCUUUUGCUGCUUGGAGUGUAGUGGAAAAUCUUCGAGAUAUCUCACGCGAACGUAAUCUAGCUUGUUUGAUGACGAUUCAUCAACCGAGUUACAGAAUGUUUUGUCAAUUCGAUCGGGUAAUCUUAUUGGCACGUGGAACGGUAUUUUAUGAAGGUGUACCGCAAGAUGCAAUUCCAUACUUUGAAUCGCUCGGAUACAAAGUACCCGAAGGAAUGAACCCUGCCGAUUACCUCUUGGAUAUUUCACAAAAUUUGGAAAAGAGUGAUGAAGCAGAAGAUAGAAUUGAAGCGCUAUUAAAAGCAUGGCAUCAAAACAGUCGUCGUUCAAGCCUGGUCAAAGAUGAACAACAUGAGGAUGCAUAUAAGACUUGGCCAUCAAAUUGGCUCAAAGAAUUGUACAUUCUCACAGAACGGACAAUGAUUGAAACGUUACGCAAUCCUGUUCUGUUAUUCGGUGCUUUAGGUCAAACAGUUGUCCUGCUUAUCAUUAUCGGAUUUGCCUUCUUCCGCUUAGGGUACGAUCAGCCGGAUGUGAUUGCACGAAUUGGUAUUCUCUUCUUCAUUCCGGUCAAUGCAAGUUUUGCUGUGUUAUUUCCUAUCAUCAAUGUUUUCCCUUUAAGCCGUCAAAUUAUGCGAAGAGAACGAUUUGCAGGCUUAUACCGCACAAGUAGCUUUUAUCUUGCACGAAUGAUCGUCGAAGUACCAAGUCAGAUCUUGCAACGAAUCUUAUUUUAUGUCAUCCUUUAUUGGAUGGUAGGCCUUCAAGCAUCUGCAGCACGCUUUUUCAUCUUCCUUGGAGUUAAUCAAAUUCAAAUUUUAACGUCAAUAGGAAUGGGAUUUUGCAUCGGAGCCGUAAGUCCGACUGUGGAAAUUGGUAGCAUCAUUGCACCAGCAUUAAAUGUCAUCUUUUUCCUGUUUGGUGGUAAUCUAUUACCCAAACCACCACCGUGGUUCGUUUGGCUUCGUUGGAUUAGUCCCAUCACUUAUUCCUAUCUUGCUAUCGGACAGAAUGAGUUUAAAGGGGAAGUAUAUAAUUGUAAUGGUGUCUCAAACGGAGGAACGUGCUAUCGAACAGGAGAAGAUGUUAUGCAACAGUACAACCUUCAAAGUUUCACAAUUGCGGAAUGUGUCGGGUUCUUGUUUGCCAUCUACUUUGUGUUCUCAUCUUUGGGUUAUCUGUUGUUGCGAUUCUCUGCACAUCCAAAGUUCCGCUUCAAGUAAAUAUUCUCUGUAAAUAGACUUAAAUGAAUAUCAUUUUUCCUCUGCAUC